AUGUUGAACCAGCUCAAGGCGAGCAUUGCCUCUGCAAAGGAGUUCGCUCUAUUCCUCAAGAAGAGAUCAGCCAUCGAAGAAACGCACGCAUCCUCCCUCAAGAAGCUCUCUCGCAUGAGCCACGACACCAUGCACCUACCAGACCACAAGCAAGGCACCUUUGCUCAAGCCUAUACCGAGAUGAUGUACAUUCACGAACGAAUGGCCGAGAACGGCAUGCAAUUUGCUCUUUCUCUGCACCAGAUGCAUGACGAUCUGGUCGAGCUGGCUGCUGUUGCCGAGCGCAGUAGGAAGGGCUGGAAGGUCAACGGUCUGGCUCCAGAGCAGAGGGUAGCAGAACUGGAGACGGUGCUGCGCAAAUCGAAGGCCAAGUACGACUCUUUGGCCGACGAGUAUGACAGGGCUCGUACUGGUGACACCAGUCGUCAGAGUGGCAAGAUGUUCAGCUUGAAGAGCAAGUCUGGACCUCAACACGAAGAAGACCUUCUGCGCAAGGUCCAGGGAGCCGACCAGGACUACCACGGCAAGGUGCAGCAUCUGCAGUCAGAGAAGCAUGAGCUGGUGACAAGGACUCGACCCGAGGCCAUCCGCGCCCUACGUGAUCUUGUGACGGAAACAGACUCAGGAGUCACGCUGCAAAUGCAGAAAUUUGCAUCGUUCAACGAGAAGCUUCUCCUGAGCAACGGUCUCAGCAUCAGCCCUAUCAAGAAUGGACAAGAGUCGAGCGGCGCGCGUAGUCUGCGUGAAGCUGUCAUGGCCAUCGAUAAUGACAGAGACGUCAAUGAUUAUGUGGCUGGGCAGCAGAACAGACUCCCCCCUAGCAGCGGGGAGAUCAAGUAUGAACGCCACCCGGUAUUGAGUCCCCAGCAAGCGCCCAACAGCCAGCAGUCCCAAGGACCGCCCCCAAGCCAGUAUGGGGGGCCACCUGCAGGACAGGGACACCAGCAAGCGCCCGCACCGGGAAGAACGAGCACCUUCCAGCAGGCCGGACCUCCUGGGGCAGGUCCCGGCGGAGUGAGCGGCGCAUCACUUGGCCAAGGCUUUCCUCCUGGUGCUGGUCCACCCCCUCCGAGCAGCGGCCAGCAGCAGUCGGGUUCAGCUCACGGCCGCAGCUUCAGCCAGGGCAACAUGUUGUCUCAAGGAAACGAUGCUCAGCAGCAACAGCAGUCAUUCCAGCAGCCUUCUCGAAACUCGGCUCUGCCUGCAUCCAAGUUCAACAGCCCAACGAACUCGCAAGGACCCCCGCAGCUUGGAGCUCUCUCUUUCCAGAACUCGCCACAGCAACCGCCGCGACAACAGUCUCCCCCCUUACAGCAGCAGGCGCAAAUGUCGUCUUCGCCCCAUCAACAAUCGUCUUCACAGUGGCAGCAACCAGGCCACAACCCCCUGCAGCAACAUCCACCCUCCGGCCCAGCCUCUCAGGGCUCGGGCCAUGGUUUGCCAGGACCUCUGCAGCAGCCCGCUCCUCCGCAGAACCGACAAUCGCCUCCGGCGCAGGCAGGGUCCAUGCCCACUAGGCCCGUGUUUGGUCUCUCACUAGACCGCCUCUACGAGCGCGACGGUUUGGCGGUGCCCAUGGUUGUUUAUCAGUGCAUCCAGGCAGUCGAUCUGUUUGGCCUUGGGGUAGAGGGCAUCUACAGGCAAUCGGGAUCGCUGAAUCACAUCAACAAGCUCAAGAACAUGUUUGACACGGACUCGAGCAACCCAGCAUUGGAUUUCCGCAACCCAGAAAACUUCUACCACGAUGUGAACAGUGUCACAGGCUUGCUGAAGCAGUUUCUCCGCGACCUGUCGGACCCUCUUCUCACUAUGGAGCAGCAUGGGGCGCUCAUUGAGGCAGCUAAACACGCAGACGAUAUUGUCAGGAGGGACUCGCUCCACGCUAUCAUCAACAGCCUGCCCGACCCCAACUACGCCACGUUGCGAGCGUUGGCGCUGCAUCUUCACCGCGUCAUGGACAACUCGCAUGUCAACCGGAUGAACUGCCACAACCUGGCCGUCAUUUUUGGCCCGACGCUGAUGGGCACUGAUCCAAGCACUGCCAUUGCGGACGCGGGUUGGCAGAUCAAGGCGAUCGACACCAUUCUCCAGAACACGUACCAGAUCUUCGACGAGGACUGA
Verticillium dahliae VdLs.17 is the source of this 2121-nucleotide messenger RNA. Its product is annotated as beta-chimaerin. Gene Ontology annotation, cellular component: cytoplasm. The record is from RefSeq and is a predicted model, not a curated record. NCBI's taxonomy places the organism in Eukaryota, Fungi, Ascomycota, Sordariomycetes, Glomerellales, Plectosphaerellaceae. The transcript is spliced from 4 exons. Bases 1 to 2121 code for a protein of 706 amino acids. Gene Ontology annotation, biological process: regulation of GTPase activity; signal transduction.